Paramecium pentaurelia is the source of this 555-nucleotide messenger RNA. NCBI's taxonomy places the organism in Eukaryota, Ciliophora, Oligohymenophorea, Peniculida, Parameciidae. The record is from the annotation of a GenBank genome assembly.
AAUGUUAAAUCAAGGGAGAGCUCUUUGGUAUGCCCUUAAAGUUGAAGAUUAUGAUUUGGUUGAAUUUCUUAUCAAUUAAAAGACUGAUAUCAGAUAAACAUAUGAAUUUGAACCUAAACGAUACUUAUCUACUGCAAGUGUAAAAAUACUCAAUCAUAAAUUUAAUAGUUGUUAACUCUUAGAGUUUGUUAGGCUCGUUCAAAGGGAUUGAAUAAUCAUCACUACAAAAGGAUGUAUUAAUUACUUGAUAAUUUUCUGUAAUAUGCAGAAGAAUGUGACAUUAGAUGUCAUUGUUCAAAGAACUAUGAACACAGAUGUCCACUCUAUAUAGCAUUAAAGACAUUAGGAGUUAAAAAGGAAGAAGAUAUGUUUAAUAAGAAAAAUGACAUAUUGAAGGCUUUACUAAUAAAAGGGGCUAAUUUAAAGAUUUUCUAAGGAUAGACUUCGAUAAUUGAUGUGGAAGGAUAUAGACAAUAUCUAAUAUAAAGAAUAUAAUUCUAAAAAACAAGUGGAUUUAAGUAAACAUAAGAUGGAUAUGCUACUUUUAGUCAAUGA